Molecule: messenger RNA, 189 nt
Organism: Paramecium sonneborni
Lineage: Eukaryota; Ciliophora; Oligohymenophorea; Peniculida; Parameciidae
Source: the annotation of a GenBank genome assembly
AUGUUAAGUUUGGUAAAGUGUAGAGAUAUCUAUAAUAAAUCUCGAUAAAAAAUUAUUAUCUCGAAUUUUUAAUUAGAGCUAGCAGGAUUUUGCAUAGAUGAUAUGUCUGAAUUUUUGUCAAAAAUUAAUGCAGAAGAACAUAAUAUUUAAAUUAUUAUUUCUAAAUUACAUAAACUCAAUUUUUAAUGA